AUGGAGCGCCCUCUCAUCCUUCACCUGUGUUUGUGCCUGUCAUUUCUCACAGGUCUCUGCUGCGCCUUUAACCUGGACACACGUCACCCACGUCUGUUUCCUGGCCCAUCUGAAGCUGAGUUUGGAUUCAGUGUCUUACAGCAUAUUGGGGGUGGACGGCGAUGGAUGCUGGUGGGUGCUCCCUGGGAUGGGCCUUCAGGCAACCGGAGGGGAGACAUUUACCGCUGUCCAGUCGGGGGCACCCACAAUGCCCCGUGCAUAAAGGCUCGCUUAGGUGACUAUCCCUUGGGAAACUCAUCCCGCCCUGCUCUGAAUAUGCACCUGGGAAUGUCUCUACUAGAAAUGGAUGAUGGCGGGGGAUUCAUGGCCUGUGCUCCUCUCUGGUCUCGUGCCUGUGGCUCCUCUGUCUUCAGUUCUGGGAUUUGUGCCCAAGUUGAUGCUUCAUUCCGACCCCAAGGAAGCCUUGCACCAACUGCACAACGCUGUCCCACAUACAUGGAUGUGGUUAUUGUCCUGGACGGCUCCAACAGCAUCUACCCCUGGUCUGAAGUCCAGACCUUCCUCCGGAGACUGGUAGGGAGACUGUUUAUCGACCCAGAGCAGAUACAGGUGGGGCUGGUUCAAUAUGGGGAAAGACCCGUGCACGAGUGGUCCCUGGGAGAUUUCCGGACCAAGGACGAGGUGGUCAGGGCAGCGAGGAACCUGAGUCGGCGUGAGGGACGAGAAACCAAGACAGCACAGGCAGUGCUGGAGGCUUGCACAGAAGGGUUCAGUGAGUCCCGCGGGGGCCGACCAGAGGCUGCAAGGCUACUGGUGGUCGUUACUGAUGGAGAAUCACAUGAUGGAGAAGAGCUGCCUGCAGCACUGAGAGCCUGUGAGGCGGGAAGAGUGACACGCUUUGGGAUUGCCGUCUUGGGUCACUACCUCCGUCGGCAGCGAGACCCCAGCUCUUUCCUCCGUGAAAUCCGAACAAUUGCCAGUGACCCCGAUGAGCGGUUCUUCUUCAAUGUCACCGAUGAAGCAGCUCUGACAGACAUUGUGGAUGCCCUGGGAGACCGGAUUUUUGGCCUGGAGGGAUCCCAUGAAGAAAAUGAAAGCUCCUUUGGCCUGGAGAUGUCUCAGAUUGGUUUCUCCACUCAUCGGCUCAAGGAUGGGAUUCUCUUUGGCAUGGUAGGGGCCUAUGACUGGGGGGGCUCAGUGCUAUGGCUCGAAGGAGAGCAUCGCCUGUCCCCACCACCGACAGCUCUGGAAGAGGAAUUUCCUGCUGCUCUGCAGAACCAUGCAGCCUACCUGGGUUACUCAGUUUCCUCCAUGAUCUUGCGAGGGGGACGCCGCCUCUUCCUUGCUGGGGCUCCUCGUUUUGGACACCGAGGAAAGGUCAUCGCCUUCCAGCUAAAGAAAGAUGGAGCUGUACGGGUGGCCCAGAGCCUUGAAGGGGAGCAGAUCGGCUCCUACUUUGGCAGUGAACUCUGUCCCCUGGACACAGAUGGAGAUGAAGUCACGGAUGUCUUGCUGGUAGCUGCUCCCAUGUUCCUGGGACCCCAGAGCAAGGAGACAGGCCGUGUUUAUGUGUAUCUAGUGGGCCAGCAGCCCCUGCUGACCCUUCAGGGCAUACUUCAACCAGAGCCACCCCAGGACGCUCGCUUUGGUUUUGCCAUGGCCGCCCUUCCAGACCUCAACCAGGACGGCUUUGCGGAUGUAGCUGUGGGGGCGCCCCUGGAAGAUGGGCACCAUGGAGCUCUGUAUCUCUAUCAUGGCACCCAGAGAGGAGUGGGGGCUCAACCUGCCCAGCGGAUCGCAGCUGUGUCCAUGCCACAGACCCUCAGCUACUUCGGCCGCAGCGUGGAUGGCCGGCUGGACCUGGAUGGAGAUGAUCUGGUUGAUGUGGCUGUAGGUGCACAUGGGGCAGCCGUCCUGCUUAGCUCCCGGCCUAUUGUCCACCUGGCCCCUCUGCUGCGUGUGAACCCCUCAACUAUCAGCGUGGUCCAGCGAGACUGCAAGAUGCGGGGCCAGGAAGCAGUCUGUCUUUCUGCAGAGCUUUGCUUCCAGACGACAUCCAACACCCCAGGCCGCUGGGACCGGCGUUUCUAUGUGUGGUUCACAGCAUCGCUGGAUGAAUGGACAGCCGGGGCACGUGCAGCUUUUGAUGGCUCUGGCCAGAGGUUGUCUCCACGGAGGCUCCGGCUCAGUGUGGGAAAUGUUACCUGCGAGCAACUGAACUUCCACGUGUUGGAUACAUCCGACUACCUCCGGCCAGUAGCCUUGACUGUGACCUUUGCUCUGGAUAAUACCACCAAACCAGGGCCUGUGCUGAAUCAGGACUCCCCAAUGUUCAUCAGGAAGCUGGUCCCCUUUUCCAAGGACUGUGGCCCCGACAAUGAGUGUAUCACAGAUCUGGUUCUGCAUGCUUCUAUGGACAUCAAAGGCUCCAGAAAGGCCCCCUUUGUGGUCCGUGCUGGGCGGCAGAAGGUACUAGUGACAGCAACGCUGGAGAACAGGCAAGAAAAUGCCUACAACACCAGCCUGAGUGUCAGCUUCUCCAAAAACCUCCAUCUGACUAGUCUCAGCCUUCAGAGAGACGCUGGUGGUACAGUGAAGGUGGAAUGCAUGGCCCCAAACCCACAUGCCCGGCUCUGCAGUGUGGGGCAACCUGUCUUCCAGACUGGAGCCAAGGUGACCUUCCUGCUGGAGUUUGAGUUCAGCUGCUCGUCUAUCUUGCGCCAGGUCCUGGUGAGGCUGAGUGCCACCAGCAACAGCUCGGAGAAGAACGGGAGCCUGUGGGACAACACGGCUCAGACCUCGGCCUACAUCCUGUAUGAGCCUCACCUCUUGUUCUCCAGUGAGUCCACACUGCACCGCUAUGAAGUUCAGCCCUAUGGGAGCCUCCUGGUUGGUCCUGGCCCUGAGUUCAACACUGUGCUCAGGGUUCAGAAUCUGGGCUGUUAUGCUGUCCAUGGCCUUGUUGUCUCCGCUCUUCUUCCUGCUGUGGCCCAUGGGGGCAAUUAUUUCCUCUCACUCUCUCAAGUCAUUGCUCAAAAUGCCAGCUGCACAGUGCACAACUUGACCAGCCCCGUUAGACCCCCCAUUCAUCCAGAGGAGCUUCAGCACACAAACAGAUUGAAUGAGAGCAAUACUCAGUGUCAGGUCGUGCGCUGCCAGCUCGGACCUUUGGCAAAGGGGACCAACAUCUCUGUGGGACUGCUGAGAUUGGUUCACAAUGAGUUUUUCCGGAGGGCCAAAUUCAAGUCUCUGACGGUGGUCAGUACCUUUGAGCUGGGAGCCAAGGAAGGCAGUGUCCUGCAGAUGGCUGAAACUGCACGUUGGAGUGAGAACCUCUUGGAGGUGCUCCAGACCCAUCCUGUCUUCAUCUCACUGUGGAUCCUCCUUGGCAGUGCCUUGGGUGGACUUCUGCUACUCGCUCUCCUUGUCUUCUGCCUUUGGAGGCUUGGCUUCUUUGCCCGUAAGAAAAUUCCCGAAGAAGAAGAGAAAGUGGAGCAAUGA
Messenger RNA from Suncus etruscus (white-toothed pygmy shrew), 3501 nucleotides. It is a transcript of the gene ITGA10, whose product is annotated as integrin subunit alpha 10. The transcript is spliced from 30 exons. Gene Ontology annotation, molecular function: integrin binding. Bases 1 to 3501 code for a protein of 1166 amino acids. Gene Ontology annotation, biological process: integrin-mediated signaling pathway; cell adhesion mediated by integrin; cell-cell adhesion. Lineage: Eukaryota; Metazoa; Chordata; Mammalia; Eulipotyphla; Soricidae. Gene Ontology annotation, cellular component: integrin complex; external side of plasma membrane. The record is from RefSeq and is a predicted model, not a curated record.